Molecule: messenger RNA, 4530 nt
Organism: Schistocerca nitens (vagrant locust)
Lineage: Eukaryota; Metazoa; Arthropoda; Insecta; Orthoptera; Acrididae
Product: zinc finger protein 83-like
Exons: 20
Coding region: 341-2908 (855 amino acids)
Biological process (GO): regulation of transcription by RNA polymerase II
Molecular function (GO): DNA-binding transcription factor activity, RNA polymerase II-specific; RNA polymerase II cis-regulatory region sequence-specific DNA binding
Source: RefSeq, a predicted model, not a curated record
UCUUAGUAUUUCAGAUUCAAAUACCAGUAAUUUAUACAUCUUAUCAGAUAAUGUUUGUAUUGGAAUGAAAGAAAAUGCUGUAGAAGGUAUUGGGCCAUGUCUGUUGUUUACUGUGGCUGUUCAGAAAGUUUUGAGCACUUCUCUAGUAUGAACUUAAGUACGGGAAUUAUUAAAGAUUCCGCCGUGGCAGUAGUUGUUCUACAUUUGUGUAUACAGCAAUGAUGGGGAUGAAAUGCAUAUUAAAUUGACUGAUAAAAUUACCGUCUGAAGGCUGCUGAAUUCAGAAGGGGCAGAAUUUCAUUUUAUGCCUGCAACUUAAUAAGGCCUUCACACUGCAGCAAUGGAUUACAGAAACAUUAUUUGUAUAAAAACAGAGCCAACAGAUGAGAUACCGACUGUGCCAGACUCCACUGUCCAGGUUUACCCAUCUACUGUGAACGUGAAAGAAGAAUUGCAAGAGUGUGUGAAUCAAGAGUUUCCUGAACAUCCGUUGGUAACGCUGGAGUCCACUAAUUGUUCCAAGGAGGAAACACAAAAAAAAUUGGGACCAGAAGAAACUGAGAACAUUUUAUACAUUCCUGACUUUGAUCCUCAGGCAAUUAAAGAGGAGGGUUUGGAAUUUGAUGACUGUCUUCAUGAAUGUGACCCAUUGGAUAUAAAAGAUGAGGAGGUCCAGGUUUGCCCAUCCACUGUGAACGUGAAAGAAGAAUUGCAAGAGUGUGUGAAUCAAGAGUUUCCUGAACAUCCGUUGGUAACGCUGGAGUCCACUAAUUGUUCCAAGGAGGAAACACAAAAAAAAUUGGGACCAGAAGAAACUGAGAACAUUUUAUACAUUCCUGACUUUGAUCCUCAGGCAAUUAAAGAGGAGGGUUUGGAAUUUGAUGACUGUCUUCAUGAAUGUGACCCAUUGGAUAUAACAGAUCAGGAGGUCCAGGUUUGCCCAUCCACUGUGAACGUGAAAGAAGAAUUGCAAGAGUGUGUGAAUCAAGAGUUUCCUGAACAUCCGUUGGUAACGCUGGAGUCCACUAAUUGUUCCAAGGAGGAAACACAAAAAAAAUUGGGACCAGAAGAAACUGAGAACAUUUUAUACAUUCCUGAAUUUGAUCCUCAGGCAAUUAAAGAGGAGGGUUUGGAAUUUGAUGACUGUCUUCAUGAAUGUGACCCAUUGGAUAUAACAGAUGAGGAGGUCCAGGUUUACCCAUCCACUGUGAACGUGAAAGAAGAAUUGCAAGAGUGUGUGAAUCAAGAGUUUCCUGAACAUCCGUUGGUAACGCUGGAGUCCACUAAUUGUUCCAAGGAGGAAACACAAAAAAAAUUGGGACCAGAAGAAACUGAGAACAUUUUAUACAUUCCUGAAUUUGAUCCUCAGGCAGUUAAAGAGGAGGGUUUGGAAUUUGAUGACUGUCUUCAUGAAUGUGACCCAUUGGAUAUAGCAGAUGAGGAGGGGAUAGCCUCAAAAAGGCUUGCACCACACAGUCCAAGGUUGACUAAAAUUGCUAAUGAGUCUGGUAACACUGGAUGUGAAGAAACACACCUGCAGGGAGUGACUUGUGAGGAGCUGGACGUUGAUGCAGAGAAAUCGACACAUGUUGUUCGUAGUGGAUCUCUAAAUCAAGUGUGUUUCUCUAAGCAGGAUAAUGCCCUAUGUGCUAGAAGUAAUAACAGCUUCAAGGAAAAUGAAUUCACAUGUAGUUCAUGCAAGCAGACCUUUUUGUCAAAGUACAGUCUAAUAAUGCAUGUGUUUACACAUAUUGAUGGUGUACAACCACCUGUACAUAUCUGUACCACAUGUGGUGAAGUAUUUCAUACCCAUGAUGGCUUGAGUAGACAUUCAAAGGUGGAAAAAAGGACUAGCCAAGAAGAAAGUGAACAACAUAGCACAGUCUCUAAUAUCAAACGAAACAGAUCUGAUAUUUUUGGGGAAUCCUAUAGUCAGUCAAGUCCUUCAGUAACAAACAAUGAUGAGAGACCACACGUAUGUGACGUUUGUGGAAAAUCGUUUGAUGCAUUGCGCAGUCUUAAGAAACAUUAUUUCAUACAUACUGACAAUACAUCACAUAAAUGCAAAAUUUGUGGGGUUGCUUUUACUCGCUAUUGUCAUCUGAAGCAGCAUGUUCUUUCACAUACUGGCGAGAGACCGCACAAAUGUAACGUUUGUGAGAAAUCAUUUAUUCUGCCUAGUCAUCUCAAGACGCAUUCCCUAAUACAUAUCGGUGGGAGACCAUACAACUGUGAGAUCUGUGGGAAAUCCUUUACGGCAUGUGGUAACCUGAAGAAGCAUAUAUUAAUACAUACUGGCGAGAGACCCCACAAAUGCCAUGUUUGCGGGAAAUCCUAUACUGUAGCCGAUACUCUCAAGCAUCACUUAUUAAUACAUACUGGGGAGAAACCUUACAAAUGUGAGUUUUGUGGUAAAUCGUUUACAAGGUUAAAUAUUCUUAAGGCCCAUUUAAUACAACAUACUGGUGAGGCAUCACACAAAUGUAAUGUUUGUGGUGAAUCGUUCACAAACUCUUGGAAUCUAAAUGUCCACACAUUAAUACACAAUGGCGAGGAAAGACACAAAUGCGAUAUCUGUGGAAAAUUAUUUACUAAUCGUCGUGGUCUCAAGGCUCACAAUUUAAGACAUACUGGUGAGAAACCACACGUAUGUAAUGUAUGUGGAAAAUCAUUUACGGAAUCUGGUGGACUUAGGAAGCAUGUUUUGAUACAUACUGGUGAGAGGCCACACAAAUGUGUUGUUUGUGGUAAAUCAUUUAGAGAGUCUCGCUGUCUGAAGAAACACAACUUAAUACAUACUGGCGAGAGACCCUACAAAUGUAACAAUUGUGGCAAAGCCUUUACUCAGUCUGGUAGUCUGAAUGCGCAUAGGUUAAUACACAUUCGCCAGGGUACAAAAAUUUUAUAACUGUGGGAUAUUUUAAAGAAAUUUCGAUAAGCUUUGGAGGUAUGUUAAUAUAGAAGACAGAUCUCACAAAAAUAUGUCACUGAUCAGCUGCAAAAACUGCACUAGAUUUUUUAAGUAGUAUGUGCUGAAGACAGAAAACAGUAAUUGCACAGCGGGAAUAGUUCUAGAUAUUAUUAUGAUUUUAUAUCAGUUCGUUGUGGAGAGUCCAUUUUUAAAGUAUCAGAGCUCUGAUCAUUGUCAGGUGUGCGUAGUCGAAAAAUUUUUACAGAUUUUUGUGAAAAAUCUUACAGGUGGAAAUGCAGGCCAACUUUUUAAAGGUUGUAUUUUGAGAGAUAAUUGUUGCGUGUGUAAACUGGCUAAAAGUAGCCCCUUGUAACCAGCUGUGUGUGUGUGUGUGUGUGUGUGUGUGUGUGUGUGUGUGUGUGUGUGUGUGUGUGUGUGUGUGUGUGUGAAGUUUUUGUUCUACAUGUAUUUAUUUGUCUCUUGAAUGAUCUAAAUGAAAAUUGAGAAUUGUGUUUAAUGUAUGUACCCCUUGUCUAUAACCAGUGUAGUUUUGCUGAUAUUGCUAAUUAUAAUUUAUCCUCAUUUAAGGUAGUUUUGUAAAAUAUCAGUAGAACAGUCUAAACAGCGACUACAGCGUUGUACAUAUGGUCGUAGUAUAAAAAGUUUAUAUUUUCUCCUGUUGUAAUAAUCAGUGCACUUUUGGACACAUUAUUUAAUUACAUGUUUAUGCAUAUAUCAGUACAUUAUUUAAAUUUCAUAUACAACAGAUAGUUUGAAGAAACUUUCUUUUGAGACUUCAUUAUUGAUGUAUGUGUGGGACAUUUUAAACUGUUAUUAGUUAAUAGUUAUAUAAUAUUGUCCAUUGUAUCAACGUGUGUCUGAAGGUUGCUUGUGUAAGUUUCUUUAUUUAUACAUGUAUAAUAAGGCUUGAUUGUUAGUAUUAUCUGAAGAAUCUGAUUCCACCUCAUAUUAAUCAAUUGUGGUGAUUUUCUAUGACAUUCCUUUGCAACCAACUAGCUGUGGAAUACAUUUCUGUUGAAAUAAUUAACAGUUCCAUCAAAGAUAGUUCUUUAUUGUUUCUAAAAGAGUGGUAUGUUUUGUAAAUAUAGGAUAAAGUACUAAAUCUGUCAGUUGCUAGCUGUAAAAUGGUAUCUUCUGCUGCCUAUGUAUUGCAACCCGUUUUGAUUUCUUAUGUGGCAAAGGAAACAGAAAUGAGUUUGUUCCUGCUUGUCAGCCAUUUGUCCAUAUUGAUUGGUAAUACUUAGCCAUAUCCCUUCUGGAGACAUACGUUGUCAACUAAUGUGUGUAUCUGCAUUAAGUAAUGUGCAUCUGGGCUUCCUCGGCGAACGGAUACUGAAGUAUCAUGGUGCAACGUGCUGAGUAUUUCUGGAGUGCUAUCUGUGACGCCUGGUUACUUUAUAAAAUUUGUUACCACCAAGAGUACCAUUAUAGCAGGUGAAAAGAAAAUAGUUCUUGAUUAUCAGGAUUGCUGGAAAUUAAGUCAUUACAGAUCUAGUGAUUUAAAGGUGACUUUUCUGUCAACAGCUUGUUAUUGGAUUUUAAUAAACUAUUCUGAUAAUUACAUGUCAUAUUCAAUGCACAUCAUGAGUUCAGUGUUC